AUGCGCUCUGCUGCACCAGCUGCCCUCGUCCGCUUUGACACCAGCGGUGCCUUCAGAAAGCGUGAGCGUUCCAUUGAGAACGAGUACUUUUCGCGCAAGGACCACGAAGCGCUGCUCAAGCUGAAGGAGAAGAUCGAGGCUGCCAAUGCGGCCGGAGCCGAGCUGCCGGAGGAAGCCCACGAUCUCGGGCGGACUGGAUCAGUGGCGGUCGAUCCGCUGGCUGGCAUGCAGAACCUGGCCGAGGAGCCGGUCUCGAUGGAGGACCUCAUGACUCUCCGCAAGGAGCUACUGGAUCGCAUCCAGGCUCUGGAGGAGGUCGUCGGCCAGCUCAAGUACCGCCAGGGCCGCCUGCUGAUGAAGACCGCUCGGAUCUGA
Thecamonas trahens ATCC 50062 is the source of this 375-nucleotide messenger RNA. RefSeq lists its product as uncharacterized. Gene Ontology annotation, biological process: negative regulation of ATP-dependent activity. The record is from RefSeq and is a predicted model, not a curated record. The coding region runs from base 1 to 375 and encodes 124 amino acids. Gene Ontology annotation, molecular function: ATPase inhibitor activity. Lineage: Eukaryota; Apusomonadida; Apusomonadidae. The transcript has 2 exons. Gene Ontology annotation, cellular component: mitochondrion.